CAGGAAGGGGCUGAGCACAAGAAGCUGGAGGCGGAGAGGGGGGUUUGUAGAUAAUAAUGUACUGAAAGACGAACAAUAUUAUUUAGAAACAUAUGCUGUUAUUUUUUGCAGUUAUAAUACAAAAUAUCAACCAUUAGAUAGGGGAAGCUGCAGAUCGACAUACAGAGAGAACACACGACCCACAUGAUGACGGAUGGCAUAAUGAGUAAGGCAGCUACUAUGGAGAUCCCUAUAAACAGCAAUGGAGACAUGGGGACCCUACCUGAGGAUGACAGUCUGGAACAGGACCUGCAGCAAGUAAUGGUGUCAGGGCCCAACCUGAAUGAGACCAGCAUUGUAUCAGGAGGAUACGGAGGCACGGGUGAGGGGAUCAUUCCCACUAGCUCUAUCAAAGGACCUGGGAUCUGCUACAACCCAUCCAUUCUGGGAAGACAGAUCCACCCGCAGGCACAAGGCCUGCGUUUGUCCAGGGGAUCCCACAUCUGUCCUAGCGAAUCAGCAGCCAGCCGGAUAGCCAACCAGGGAGAGCCCUGCACAGGUACCAGCAUGCACCAGUCACACAGCAGCUCAGCCGUCACUGCUGAAGAAGCAUCACGGGGUGUUGCUGUGGAGAAACUUGACAUCGUCAAGAAAUGGGGCAUCAACACCUACAAGGUAGGAGAAGUGUGGCAGAUUAUUAUUUUUUUAUGGCAGGUUGUUUUGCAGGACAUACUACUAUAACAAUCAGAUACAUAAAUUAAAACUUUAAGUAAUAACUAAUGUAUCUGCUUCUGCUUGGCAUAGAACCCCAAAUCACAUGGUUAACUAUGAAUGUUAAAAUAAUCUAAUGAUAUUUUACCCAAUGGUGCUUGCAUUACACUUUUUCAGAAUGGGAGAGGGGGAGGAGUCACCCCAUAGAAUUCCAAUUUUGGGGGGUACAUAAAUAAAAAAAAAAAAAAAUAAAAACUAACACUAAUUAAUUUCCAAUGCUUUGUAUUUGAGUUUUUCUUAUCAAAAUGUUGGGGUCAGUUCUCCCUUUUUCUCUAAGUCGCUUGGAUAAAGGCGUCUUCUAAAUUAAUAAAUAAUAAAACAAGCACACACAAAAAAAAAACAGUUUAUACCCAUAUAUGUGAAUACAAAGAAGAAUGGUUAGUGCGUCUAACGUGAUUUUACACACAAGGUGUGAGAUUUAAAUCCCAAGAGCGAUAGCUUGAGGGUUUGAUUAUUAGUAUUAUUUAUUUAUUUUGCAGAUGCCUUUAUGCAAGGUGAAUUACAGGUGUUACA
Molecule: messenger RNA, 1263 nt
Organism: Polyodon spathula (Mississippi paddlefish)
Lineage: Eukaryota; Metazoa; Chordata; Actinopteri; Acipenseriformes; Polyodontidae
Product: arfaptin-2-like
Exons: 6
Coding region: 184-720 (178 amino acids)
Biological process (GO): intracellular protein transport; regulation of Arp2/3 complex-mediated actin nucleation
Cellular component (GO): trans-Golgi network membrane
Molecular function (GO): phospholipid binding
Source: RefSeq, a predicted model, not a curated record